Messenger RNA from Sphaerulina musiva SO2202, 1954 nucleotides. RefSeq names its product general substrate transporter. The coding region runs from base 196 to 1818 and encodes 540 amino acids. The record is from RefSeq and is a predicted model, not a curated record. The transcript has 7 exons. NCBI's taxonomy places the organism in Eukaryota, Fungi, Ascomycota, Dothideomycetes, Mycosphaerellales, Mycosphaerellaceae. Gene Ontology annotation, molecular function: carbohydrate:proton symporter activity. Gene Ontology annotation, biological process: carbohydrate transport; transmembrane transport. Gene Ontology annotation, cellular component: membrane.
UGGAUUGCAUUCCUGUCUUCUCUCUCUUUCUCUCCACCUCCACCUCCACCUCUACCUCUAUCUCUAUCUCUGUUCUUUCUUAGAGAAGGGAAGACACUUCUAUCUAGUAGACUUGAGUUACUCUUGUCUGCUUACCUAGCUAUUCUCCUCUUCUCUUCCUCUUCUCAUCAUCACUAUCAUCAGUCAUCGUUCAUCAUGGGUAUCUUGGAAAAGAUUGUCCGCAACGAAUCCAUGAAAGAUGACCCUCAAGAAAUCUACAACUGGCGAGUCUUUGUCCUCUGCGCAAGCGCCUGUUUCGGCGGCAUGCUCUUCGGCAUGGACACCGGAAUAAUCGGCGGCGUCCUAAAACUCGACCCCUUCCGCAAAACCUACAACUUACCCCUGGCAUCCGAAAACCCCGCCUUAUCAGCCAAUCUCGAAGCGAAUAUUGUGUCGACGUUGCAAGCAGGUUGUUUUUUGGGGGCCAUUGGAGCCGGGUAUGUGGCGGAUCGGUGGGGGAGGAGAUGGGGAAUGAUGGUUGCGGCGGCGUUGGCGGGGGUGGGGGCGGUGAUGCAGGCUGCUGCGGAGGGGGAGUUUGGGGUUAUGUAUGUUGGGAGGUUUGUGGCGGGGGUUGGAGUCGGAGCAGCAAGCAUGAUCACACCCCUCUACACAUCCGAAAACGCCCCCCGAGCAAUCCGAGGAGCAUUAACAGGAAUGUAUCAAUUCUUCAUCGUCACAGGAGUCUGCAUAGCCUUCUGGAUCAACUACGGUUCUCUCCUCCACUUCAGCGGAACCGUGCAAUACGUCGUCCCACUCGCCCUCCAAGCCCUCCCGGCCAUUGUGCUUCUCGUGGGAAUGUUCAUCAGCUCGGAAACGCCGCGAUGGCUCGCGCGACAAGAUCGAUGGGAUGAAGCGGCUCGUGUACUCUCGCGGGUGCGGAAUUUGCCGCAGACGCAUCCGUAUGUGCAGGAUGAAUUGCAGGAAAUGGCGGAUCAGUUGGCGUGGGAACGGAGGUUGAUUGCGGGGUCGGGGGUGGGUGAUUUGUUGAAGGAGAUGGUCAUGGUUCCGGGGAAUCGAAAACGGGCUUUGAUUAGUAUUGGUUUGAUGAUAUGUCAACAGAUGACGGGAACAAACGCAAUCAACUACUACGCCCCCCAAAUCUUCACCAACCUCGGCCUCACAGGAACGGCACCCUCCCUCUUCGCAACAGGAAUCUACGGCGUCCUCAAAAUGGUCGGAUGCGCCCUCUUUCUCCUCCUGGCAGCAGAUUCCCUCGGUCGACGACGCAGUCUGCUGUGGACGUCGAUUGCACAAGGAUUGUGCAUGUUUUAUAUUGGAGCGUAUAUUCGCGUGGCACCGCCGGAAAAGGGAGUACCGGUUCCACCGGCGGGGUAUGUAGCGAUUGUGGCGAUUUAUUUGUUUGCGGUGUUUUUUCAGUUUGGUUGGGGACCGGUUUGCUGGAUUUACGUCUCGGAGAUUCCUACUGCUCGACUGCGAGCACUCAACGUCUCCAUUGCAGCAGCGACACAAUGGCUGUUCAAUUUCGUCGUGGCCCGAGCAACUCCGACGAUGAUUGCGACGGUGGGUAGAGGGGGAUUUGGUGCCUAUUUCAUCUACGGCAGUUUCUGCUUCACCAUGUUCGUCUUCACCUUCAUCUUCGUACCCGAAACCAAAGGCCGAUCACUCGAGAGUAUGGACGAGUUAUUCGGCAAAGUAGCCGAUGGCAAAACCAUGGACGAAGAAGAAAGUCGUCGGGGAGAGUCGCAUGCGGAGCGGCAGACAGAGCAAGAUCAGAACAAGGUGAUGGAUGUGAAUGUUGCUCAUGUGGAGAAAGUGUAAAGAACAAGAAAGAAAGUAAUAUAUCUAGCUUGUCAGAGGUAGAUAGUAUGAUGGAGUUACCUUAUACAAACAUGUUUGCGUUGGGGGGAAGUUUACUAGGUACCUUGUUUCUCUUUUACUAUGAUGUAGAUGUUGA